Molecule: messenger RNA, 1011 nt
Organism: Zasmidium cellare ATCC 36951
Lineage: Eukaryota; Fungi; Ascomycota; Dothideomycetes; Mycosphaerellales; Mycosphaerellaceae
Exons: 7
Coding region: 1-1011 (336 amino acids)
Cellular component (GO): cytoplasm
Molecular function (GO): glutathione transferase activity
Source: RefSeq, a predicted model, not a curated record
AUGGAUAAGAAGCCAGAGAUCCUCAACUGGGUUGACCCUAAGGACAAGUCCGGCGAGUUCAAGCGACAGACUUCGGCAUUCCGUAGUUGGAUCUCGAAGGACCCGAAUGCUGAGUUUCCGGCCGAGAAGGAUCGAUAUCAUCUCUAUGUCUCUUAUGCAUGCCCAUGGGCACAUCGUGCAUUGAUUGUCCGCAAGCUGAAGGGCCUUGAAGACUUCAUAUCUUUCACAUCUGUGCACUGGCAUAUGGGAGAGAAAGGCUGGCGAUUCUCAACCUCAGAUGAGAAAGAACCUGGCGAGAAUGUUACUCCGGAUCCUCUCCACGCUGAGUUCUCGCAUCUGAGGCAGAUCUACUUCGAUGUCGAGCCAGAAUACAAAGGCCGGUUCACCGUUCCCACCCUCUACGAUAAGAAGCAGAAGAAGAUCGUAAGCAAUGAGAGCAGCGAGAUCAUUCGCAUGUUCUACACCGAGUUCGACGACCUUCUGCCCGAGAAAUACAGGAAGCUGGACCUCUUGCCCAAGGACCUGAAGGAUGAGAUCGAAGCCACAAACGAGUGGACUUAUAAUGAUAUCAACAAUGGUGUCUACAAAAGCGGUUUUGCUACGACCCAAGAAGCAUACGAGAAAGCCGUAACGCAGCUCUUCAAGUCUCUUGACCGAGUCGAAGAGCACCUCUCCAAGAACCCAGGCCCCUACUAUCACGGCGAUCGUCUCACAGAGGCAGACGUCCGUCUCUACACAACGAUCAUUCGUUUCGAUGCCGUCUACGUUCAGCACUUCAAGUGCAACCUCCGCGACAUUCGCAGCGGAUACCCUGCCAUUCAUAAAUGGGUUCGCAAUUUGUACUGGAACAACGAGGCGUUCGGAUCGACGACAGAAUUCACGCAUAUCAAGAACCACUACACGAAGAGUCAUGGCCAGAUCAACCAGUUCGCUAUCACACCCGUCGGCCCGAUCCCGAACAUCUUGCCUCUCGACGAAGAAGUCGCUGCGGCCAAUGCAGUGCAGAAGUAG